Molecule: messenger RNA, 2406 nt
Organism: Melanotaenia boesemani (Boeseman's rainbowfish)
Lineage: Eukaryota; Metazoa; Chordata; Actinopteri; Atheriniformes; Melanotaeniidae
Product: histone-lysine N-methyltransferase SETDB1-B-like
Exons: 9
Coding region: 435-1625 (396 amino acids)
Biological process (GO): heterochromatin organization; negative regulation of gene expression
Cellular component (GO): nucleus
Molecular function (GO): histone H3K9 methyltransferase activity
Source: RefSeq, a predicted model, not a curated record
UAAGAAGAAGCAGCUGGCGGAGGAGGAGCAGCAACAGCACCAACGUUGUAGGCUAACGGAACUAGCUCGGUAAAAAUUCCAGUUGCCACCAUACGGUUUCUUAUAUUUUAUCUACAAUAGAAUAUUUUUUAAAUCGUGGUGUGACUAAACUUUUGUUGCUUUAAGGCGAAAAAUUCAGGACGUGAAAUUGGGUAAGCUGCAAGUUUUGACCGGAGUAUCCGUUAUUUAGAUUGAGCUAUUAUAGCAUCUGCAAGUUUACGAACGUAAGCUAGGCAAACGAGCUAAUGCUAUCAUUACCCGCCAAACAAAAGACACUAUUAUAAAAAAAAACCCCCAAAAACAAACUUAAACAAAUAAACUAAAGUUUAAUCCAAGAAACCGAAGAACGUGUGUGCGUACGUCUCCAAAGAGUUUACACCUAAUAGUCUUUGGUUAUGGAAGUGGACGUAUUGGAUGACUUGGAUCCAAGGACACUAGCGCUUAAGAACUACAUGGGGAUAGUAGAAAAUCAUAAUGAAAACCUUACUAAAUCCACACACAAGUCCAUUCACUCUUUGAAUGAAACCUCCAGAAAGACAAGACGAUGUCAAAGCGAUCCAUACUUUAUCAAUGUGAAGAAAAAAGCAGUGGUAGUUCUGAACAGGCUACCUGAAUGCACAAUCAAUGCUCUGCAACACCCAACACCUCAGCAGUUCCACAGUGAAGCCGAGUCCCCAGGCAGUCCGGGUUCUGAUAUGUCAUGGCAACCAGAAGAUGACUCUGAUGAUUCAGAUUUUUCAGUCUCAAACAAUAAACCGAAACCUUCAAAAUCCCCAAAGUGUGACAGAACAAGUAAAUCUGCACCAGGAACAAGCAGUAAUGAUGAAAGUGUUGCAGAAGGAGGCCCCGUUGUUGAAUCAUCUGCUUUUGCCCAUAGCUCCAGUGAAACCACAAAGGUCCGCCCAGAUUUGCCAGAGGUAGAGCUCAAACUGGACAUGGUAGUCCUGGCCAGGAAGAGAGCCAUGAGGUGGCAACGAGGAAAAAUAGUGGAGGUAGUAACAAAAGAAGAUGGACGGUUAAAGUUCAAAGUUGGUUUUGAAGAGAAAGGAAAGAGCCUUGUAUCAGGGCACCAUAUCGCCUUUGAGAACACACCCAAGCUGGAUCAGCUUUAUGUUGGUGCCCGUGUAGUGAUCCAAUCUCCAGAUGACAAGCUUUGCUUCAUGCCUGGUAUUUUGUCUGAGCUUCCCAGCAGAAAGAACCGAUUAAGGUUCUUGGUCUUUCUAGAUGAUCACACUCCGCUUUAUGUUGGUUUACCUUCACUUCACCUUGUGUGCAAACCAUUGGAAGAUGCUCUAGAAGACAUCCCAGACAACCCUCAUAAGGGUUUCAUGAAACAGUAUCUGAAGAACUGGCCUUACCCACAUCUAACCCAUUACAAGGCUGAUCAGAGCAUCAAUGUUGAAGUAAAUGGAGUCCAGCAGAAAUGUAAGGUGGAAAUGGUUGACUGCAGUUUGAUAAAAGUUGUGUUUGAGAGCACUCAAAGCAAGGAAUGGAUCCACCGCGGCUCUGUACGACUGGAACACAUGGCCAAGUUCUUAAAGUUUAAAGAAACAAGAAAAGCCCAGAAUAACUCAGACCCCCAAUAGCCUACAAAGACAUGUACACAGGCAAUUCAUUGUAAAGUUUUUUUUUUUUUUUUUUUUCUAGAUAAAAUUGAUCUGCAUUUUAUUCAUCCCCCUAUAAGGACUAAUGGAACUGUCUCAGCCCUUUUAUCAAUUUGGCUAUUGGAUAAUUCAAGCAUGUCUUCUUCUUUUUUUUCCUCUCUUCACUGUAAUUAACCGUAGCAAUGUUAAGUUAUAGUUACCUGGUGCAUUUUUUCAUCACAAACAGAUUUGUAAAUCACAUACAAAUCUAUGAUUAGAUUUUUUUCUUCCAAAAUACAUCAUGUCCAUAUGAUAAGAGUUCGUGUCACCAUAUACAGGUCGCAGUUUAAAGAAGCAAAUGUUGAAGAAAGUCAGCAUCUUUUAUAUUAUUUUUCAUUAUUACAGUUCAAGUUGUACAGAUUUAAAUGGUGACUUUUACUCACCAUGGUUGACAACUUUAUUGUGCUGUCUACCUGUAUUGCUACAUUGUUCAUUGCUGUUUUAAGUAAAAUAUUUAAGGUGUAAGGACGUUUUGAGGGAAUGGGAGAAGGUGUUUAGCGGUAUCAGCAAAAUACUGUCAUGCUGUUUGAAUAUUUGUGAAUUAUUUCAGAUUUGGUAGUACUGGAAUAUUUUCAAAUUACAUGAACGGAAAAUUUUAGCAUCUUAGUCAAAUUUUUUUUAUUCUUGCAAAUAUCUUUUUAGUGUGACGGCCAAUAUGUUUGUGUAAAUUAACUCCCAUGUUGAUCAUUUUUUUCUCAUGAAAAACAAUAAAAAUUUCCUCAUU